Messenger RNA from Euleptes europaea (tarantolino), 3576 nucleotides. It is a transcript of the gene NCAM1, whose product is annotated as neural cell adhesion molecule 1. Gene Ontology annotation, biological process: cell adhesion. Gene Ontology annotation, cellular component: membrane. The transcript has 20 exons. The record is from RefSeq and is a predicted model, not a curated record. Bases 13 to 3354 code for a protein of 1113 amino acids. Gene Ontology annotation, molecular function: protein binding. Lineage: Eukaryota; Metazoa; Chordata; Lepidosauria; Squamata; Sphaerodactylidae.
CUGCAGAUUACAAUGCUCCAAAGCCGGGAUCUCAUCUGGACUUUGCUUCUCCUUGGGACCGCAGUCUCUCUCCAGGUGAACAUUAUUCCAAAUAAGGUGGAAGUUGCUGUUGGAGAGUCCAAAUUCUUUGUUUGUGAAGUAAUUGGGGAUGCCAAACGCAAAGACAUUUCCUGGUUCGCCCCCAAUGGCGAGAAGCUAGUGACAAACCAGCAGCGCAUCACGGUGGCGCAGAAUGGAGACUCCGAGUCCACCCUCACCAUCUACAACGUGGACAUAGAUGACGCCGGCAUCUACAAGUGUGUGGCCUCCAGCGAGGAGGGAGAGGCCGAGGCCACACUCAAUGUGAAGAUCUUCCAGAAACUAACCUUCAGGAAUGCCCCCAGCCCGCAGGAGUUCAAAGAAGGCGAGGACGCGGUCAUUGUGUGUGAUGUAGUCUCCUCCCUGCCCCCCAGCAUCAUGUGGAAGCACUUGGGACGGGACGUCGUCCUGAAGAAAGAUGUCCGGUUUGUUGUCCUAUCCAACAAUUACCUACAGAUCAGAGGGAUAAAGAAAACAGACGAGGGCAUGUACCGCUGUGAAGGGAGAAUUCUAGCACGUGGGGAGGUGGACUUCAGGGAGAUCCGGGUCAUUGUUAACGUGCCUCCCACCGUUCACACCAGGCAGAGCACUGUGAAUGCCACGGCAAAUCUCGGCCAGUCGGUCACAUUGGUGUGUGAAGCAGACGGCUUUCCAGAGCCAACCAUCAGCUGGACAAAGGACGGGGAGUCGAUAGAACGAGGGGAAGAUGAUGAAAAAUACGGGUUUAGUUAUGACGGCUCAGAGCUGACAAUCCACAGGGUGGAGAAGAACGAUGAGGCAGAGUAUAUCUGCAUUGCCGAAAACAAAGCUGGAGAGCACGACGCCACCAUUCAUCUCAAAGUCUUUGCCAAACCCAAGAUCACCUAUGUGGAGAACAAAACCGCCAUGGAACUGGAAGAUCAGAUCACCCUAACCUGCGAGGCCUCCGGGGACCCCAUCCCUUCCAUCACUUGGAGGACCUCCACUCGGAACAUCAGCAACGAAGAGAAGGCUUCAUGGACUCGGCCCGAGAAACAAGAGACCCAGGAUGGGCGCAUCGUGGUGCGCAGCCACGCGCGGGUGUCUUCUUUGACACUAAAGGACAUUCAGUACACGGAUGCUGGGGAGUACAUCUGUAUUGCGAGCAACACCAUCGGGCAGGAUUCCCAAGCCAUGUACCUGGAAGUUCAGUAUGCCCCAAAGUUGCAGGGCCCUGUCGCAGUUUACACCUGGGAAGGCAACCAGGUAAACAUCACCUGCGAGGUGUUUGCUUACCCCAGUGCCGUCAUCUCGUGGUUCCGGGAUGGGCAGCUGCUCCCCAGCUCCAACUACAGCAACAUCAGGAUCUAUAAUACGCCGACUGCCAGUUACCUGGAGGUGACCCCGGAUUCAGAGAAUGAUUUUGGGAACUACAACUGCACAGCGGUCAACCGGAUUGGCCAGGAGUCCUCAGAAUUCAUUCUUGUUCAAGCAGAUACCCCCUCUGCACCUUCCAUUGACAGAGUGGAGCCCUACUCCAGCACAGCUCAAAUUGAGUUUGACGAACCAGAGGCCACGGGUGGGGUGCCCAUCCUCCGGUACAGGGCAGAGUGGAAAGCCCUGGGUGAGGAAGACUGGCACGGCAAGGUGUACGACGCCAAGGAAGCCAACAUGGAAGGCAUAAUCACUGUCGUGGGCCUGAAGCCAGAGACCACCUAUGCAAUCCGACUGUCUGCUGUCAAUGGUAAAGGCGUGGGUGAGAUCAGCACCAUCUCGGAAUUCAAGACACAACCAGUUCGGGAACCGAGCGCGCCCAAGUUGGAAGGGCAGGUGGGAGAAGACGGAAACUCCAUCAAAGUGAACCUUAUCAAGCAAGAUGACGGAGGAUCCCCCAUCCGGCAUUAUCUCAUCAAAUACAGAGUUAAGCACUCCUCAGACUGGAAGCCUGAGAUACGGCUCCCUUCUGGCAGCGACCACGUCAUGCUCAAGUCGCUCGACUGGAACUCUGAAUAUGAAGUCUUCGUGAUUGCGGAGAACCAGCAAGGGAAGUCCAAGCCUGCCCAUUAUGCCUUCAGGACUUCAGCUCAGCCGACCAUCAUCCCAGCCAGCACCAGCCCUACGUCAGGACUGGGCACCGCCGCCAUCGUGGGCAUCCUCAUCGUCAUCUUCGUUGUCCUGCUGGUGGCCGUGGACAUCACCUGCUACUUCCUAAACAAAUGUGGCCUUUUGAUGUGCAUCGCUGUCAACCUGUGUGGCAAGUCUGGCCCCGGAGCCAAGGGCAAGGACAUGGAAGAGGGCAAAGCGGCUUUCUCGAAGGAUGAAUCCAAAGAGCCAAUUGUGGAGGUGCGGACAGAGGAGGAACGGACCCCAAACCACGAUGGAGGAAAGCACACGGAGCCCAACGAAACCACACCACUGACAGAGCCUGAGCACCCUGCCGAUACAGCGGCCACCACUGAGGACAUGUUGCCAUCUGUCACCACCGUCACCACUAACUCUGACACCAUCACCGAAACUUUUGCCACAGCUCAGAACAGCCCCACCAGCGAGACCACGACCCUCACUUCAAGCAUCACGCUGCCUGCCACGCCCAUGCCUGACUCCAAUUCUGUGGCACCCAAUCAGGGUACUCCUAAAGCCACGGUGGCGUCUUCGCCGCCGCCCACCUCCACUCCCAAAGUCGCCCCACUCGUUGACCUCAGCGACACCCCGGCUUCCACUCCUGCCGCCGCCAACUUGUCGUCAAGUGUCCUGACCAGCCAAGGGACGGUGCUGAGUCCCAGCCCCCCCGCUCAAGCCCCAGAAGCGUCCAAGGCUCCCGCGGCUUCUAGCAAAUCCCCCGCCCCGCAACCCCCCAAUCCUGCAAGCCCUCCAGCCUCAUCCGAGCCAAAGAAGGAGGCCUCCGCCAUCAAAAGCCCAGGAAAGGAAGCCACACCACCGAGCGCGAUGAAGAGUCCAGCAGAGGCUGCCAAGAGCGCAGCAAACCAGAAGAGUGAGCCAGCCAUAGGGGGUGCCACGAAUCCCACACAGAACGAGGACUUUAAAAUGGACGAAGGGACCUUCAAGACCCCAGACAUUGAUCUUGCCAAGGAUGUUUUUGCUGCUCUGGGCACGGCGGCUUCCACCCCUGGGGCCGGAGGCCAAGCGGCGUCUCCCACACCGGAAAGUUCCGCCUCGCCAGCACCUGCAAAGACAGAGAAAACCCCUGUAGAAGAAAAGCCCGCAGUUCAAGCCACAGAAGCCAAGACAGCCCCUGCGGAAGUCAAGACGGUGCCCAACGAAGCCACGCAAACAAAUGAAAACGAAAGCAAAGCAUGAUGGGCGAGCGAGCCAAAACAAAACACAAUAAAAAAAAUUGAAAGAACAACUUCACCUGAGCAUUUACAACACUACACGCAUCUCACCCCUCUAGUGUCUUUGCCUUUUUUUAAAAAGAGAACAGACAAAAAUGCAUACAUAGGGGGAAAUGUUUUCUUUUGUAGGUUUGUAGGAAAAAUUUUUUAUUUCUUGUGCACUUGCUUUUAAAAAAAUAUAAUACUU